ACAUACAGAUUUUGGCUGCAGAAUUGGAUGGGACCAUCCCUGCCUGGUUCCUCUUCCUUUAUUCACUGUGCUGGUAAUAUGGAUUGUACUGAAGAUCCUUGGACUGAAAUCAAUGGAACUCGCACGCAAAAUAGUUAUGAUAGUAGUAGCAAUAGCAAUAGUAGCAGUAUUAGUAGCUUAAGUGCCAGCUCUAGUGAUAGUGAUUACAAGACUACAGGACCGAGUGAAUUAGAGGCAGAUGUUGAUUCUUUAACGUGUAGACAGUCUAUGGUAUCUUCUGGUGAUCAGUUGGAAAGUGAUGGCCCCAAAUUGGGCUCUAAGCGGUCUCGAACUGGAGUGACAGAGUUGUUAAGUACAGCUACAAAUUUAACAAUGUUACACAAACCACCAUUGACUCGCCAAAAAUCAGCUAGGUUGGGCUAA
Cajanus cajan (pigeon pea) is the source of this 423-nucleotide messenger RNA. The record is from RefSeq and is a predicted model, not a curated record. Lineage: Eukaryota; Viridiplantae; Streptophyta; Magnoliopsida; Fabales; Fabaceae.